Phoenix dactylifera (date palm) is the source of this 2287-nucleotide messenger RNA. The record is from RefSeq and is a predicted model, not a curated record. Lineage: Eukaryota; Viridiplantae; Streptophyta; Magnoliopsida; Arecales; Arecaceae.
GGGGAUGGGCAUAUCUUUCCAGCAAGCAGUGAAGCACCAAGUCAAGACGCCCGCCUUCCAUUGUUCUCCUAAAAGUAUCCGAGGGCCAAGCCUUUCUUUCAGCGCUCAUACUCCUGCAUCACAGCCACGGAACCAUGCCUUGUAGAAUCCUCUCAUCACCUUCUCCCCUCCUCAUCUCCAUCGUCUUCCUCCUCCUCCUCCUAAUCUCCAUCAACGGUUCCCCUGUCACGAACAGCCCCGCAACCUCAUCCUGUCCAAACUCGGCGACCUGUGGCAAACAACUUAUUACUUAUCCAUUCUGGGUACACCAGAAUCCCACCUCCUACUGCGGUAAUGAAGGAUUUAUGCUGAUAUGCGAAGAUGAUGACCGCCUAAUCCUUUCCCUCGGCUCCCACAACUACACCGUGACCAAGAUCUAUUACCCCACCCGAACCUUCUCAAUUGCCGACACCGAUUUCCUCGACGCUGGCAUCUGUCCCUGGCCCAGACACAACCUCUCCUUCGAGGGCAACUCCGUCCUCGACUACACCUCCUGGGACAUCAACCUCACCUUCUUCCUCAAUUGCUCCUUCGGAGACGUUCUAAUCGACAACAAAAUAAACUGCAGCCUUCCAGGCAGCAGUGGUAAGUCGUCCUACAUAUUCACCGACGAAUAUCUUUCGACCGCCAUAGAAUACAAUUUGGCGCAGCGGUGUCAAGGUAUAGUGGUGGUGCCCGUCCUCAAUGAUCCGCCGCUCAGUGAUAUUUGGAGCCAUUUGCUCGGGGACUUCGGAGAGCUGUUGAAGAACGGCUUCCAGCUGCGCUGGCCCGACGAGAUCUCGGGAGCAUGCGACCGCUGCGAGAGCUCCGGCGGGCGCUGCGGCUAUACCCAACCAAACAGCACUAGUUGGGUGUUCGCCUGCUUCUGCUCCGGCGUGAUGCGCGACCACAGUUGCGGAAGUCACGAUCCAAGGAAGACGGGAAUCAUGAUAGGUGCUAUUGGUGCCGCCACAGGAUUAUCUCUGGGGUUCUUAUUGCUCUUAGUCUAUCUUCUUCGUUACAGAAAGUCUCACUCAAAUAAUGCACAAAGUGUUGAAGACUUGCUACAAAAAUAUGGAUCCUCGAUGCCAAAAAGGUACAAAUAUUCAGAAAUUAAAAGGAUGACCAAAUCCUUUAGUCAUAAGUUAGGGCAAGGCGGUUAUGGUACUGUGUUCAAGGGUAAUCUUUGUGAUGGCCGUCUGGUAGCUGUGAAAGUCUUAGGUGAGUCCAAAGGUAAUGGUGAGGAAUUUAUCAAUGAGGUAGUUAGCAUUGGCAGAACUUCCCAUGUGAACAUCGUUUGUCUGCUAGGCUUCUGUUUAAAGGGGUCAAAGAGAGCUCUUGUCUAUGAAUUCAUGCCAAAUGGCUCACUUGAGAAAUUUAUAUACACGGAGGUACCAGAUGCAAAGAUUAAACUUGGUUGGGAAAAAUUAUAUGAGAUUGCAGUCGGUAUUGCUCGAGGACUAGAGUACUUGCAUCGUGGGUGUAGCACUCGCAUAGUACAUUUUGACAUCAAGCCUCACAACAUCCUACUGGACCAAGAUUUUUGUCCCAAGAUUUCUGAUUUUGGGUUGGCAAAACUAUGCCCUCCGAAAGAGAGCAUCAUUUCAAUAGUCGGUGCGAGGGGAACGGUUGGAUACAUUGCCCCUGAAGUCUUCUCUAGAAAUUUUGGAGUUGUCUCCAGCAAAUCGGAUGUUUACAGUUAUGGAAUGAUGGUGCUGGAAAUGGUCGGUGGACGUAAAAAUAUAGAUGCAAGUGCAGAGAAUACUAGUGAAAUUUAUUUUCCACACUGGGUUUAUGACCAUCUCAAUCAUUAUGAUACCCUAGAAGCUUGUGGAGUGACUAGUGAUACUGAAGAGAUUGCCAAAAAGAUGAUAAUAGUUGGGUUGUGGUGCAUACAAAUGCUACCUGCAGAUCGUCCAUUAAUAAGUAGAGUAGUGAAUAUGUUGGAAGGAAGCAUCAGUGACUUGCAAAUGCCACCAAGACCAUAGUUAAUUUCUAUUUUAGAAUCAUCAAUGAUUCUAAUGAUUCAUUGACCUAUAUUCCUUAUGGUGCAAAACUCAUUGUAUUUUUCAGCUCUGUUAAAUAAUAAUCUCUAAGCUCAUAUUUUAGCUGCCAUGAAAUAACAUGUUUAAUAUCAUUUAUUUUGCUGCUUCUAUUGUUGCAAUAAGUAUAUAUUAUAUUAUAUUAUAUAAAUGGAUCUUAAUAAUGCUUUUUGAAUCUUUGAGUUUGGAGAAUAUGGCAAGAAAAAAAUUGAUUUGGUUUUAGGGCU